This is a messenger RNA of Fulvia fulva, 1599 nucleotides long. RefSeq lists its product as uncharacterized. The coding region runs from base 1 to 1599 and encodes 532 amino acids. Lineage: Eukaryota; Fungi; Ascomycota; Dothideomycetes; Mycosphaerellales; Mycosphaerellaceae. The record is from RefSeq and is a predicted model, not a curated record. The transcript has 4 exons.
AUGGCGAACACACCGAGUCCCGAGCACGCUCCCCCAUCGCUACCGCCAAUGCGAUUCGAGGGUGGCGAUGUCAUCAUCAAGAUAUCUAGCGACCCGCGAGAGUGGCUUCUACUCCAUGCGAGUGUGCUACGAGCUGCUUCGGACUACUUCAACAGCUUUCUGCAGCCUAUUUGGGGUCGCCCGCCCAUCAUCACUGACGAGAAGGGCGAGCACAACAUCGAGGUCUACAGCCUGGCGAUGGUGAUCGAGGACUACACCUACUUCCUCAAAGCAAAUGCUCAACCCUGCGAUCACGGAGUCGGCUUAGAUGUCAAUCUCCUCGUCAACUCCGAGUACGACGACACUGAUCUCUCUGCGGAUCAGGUGUUCGAACAGCCCGAUGCAACAAGCCCCCUCUACUUCAGAGUCAUGUUCGCUCUUAUUUACGACCUUCCAAUCUCGCUCCAGCAGAUAUUCGCUGACAGGAAACCCUCGAGAUACGUCGGCGAGCAAAAGCUGAUAGCCGCUGUUCGAUUCUUUAGCAACGUUGUCGCGCUCGCAAAAUACCACAACUGCCUUGAAAUGGUUGCACCUCGACUGAGUAAGAUGCUCCUUCAAGAACCAGACAUCUGGAUGGCAAUCUCGGACGCACCUGAAGGCUUUCUCAUUCUGGCGAAGCAUCUCAAAUGCAAGCAGGUCUACAUCGAGGCCCUACGACACGUCGCGUAUAAGACAGACGUCGAUGCGCUCAGGACAGACGUCGGUGCGUAUGAGACGGACGCCGGUGAGCACAAGACACACGUCGAGCUCCUAGCCCAGCAUGCCGGCAUCUCAGAGUCCUACGCGGCCGAGAUCCACAACUAUGCUCAGUCCGUCAGGCGAGACUCGAUUGCAGACGUCAAACAAGUGCUUCUCCAGCUAGGCUUGACCCAUCUUGACGAACAAUAUGCAAUGGCAGAUCGACGCACCAGCUUUAUCAAUGCGCUCAGUCAUCGUCUUUCGAAAGCCAAGAAAGACAAGCAGCGUCUGCGUGCAGAAGCACUCGCUCGUUACGUAUUCGGACAACGCCAUGGCCACGGCUACACCAAGGACAAGCCCCUCCCUCCUUUCGCCAGCGCCUGCACGGACCUUAUGGGAGCCGGCGGACUGGAGGAUCCCACCGCCAUCUUCGGCCACCGAGUCGUCAAGCAGCACGCUGCCAUCUCCGCCGACAACCCGAAGUCUGCUGCCACUUUGGCCGGCAUGAUUCACGAGAAACUUGUCGCGAUUGCUCGCGAUGCCCGUCUUGUGAUUCAGAACCAUUGCAAGCCCCGCGAAGAAGACGAGUACAAGGACCGGCAGCGCACAGGCUGGCCGGCCAAGUGCGGACUCUUCACCCAUCGUGGCGAGUUCACGGCUUCUGGUCUACCUCAUGACAGGGUCCCCUGGAGCGACGAUGAGAGAGAAAGAGAGGCUGCAGGUGAUCUCGCCGGAGUGAGUGGUAAGGACGACCGCACCACUCCCACUAUCACCACUGUUGCCGCCUUGGAUGCGUGGGUGGAUCUGUUGGGACUGAACGACGGAUCCCGGGACGAUGAAGCAAAGGAACACUCGGCUGAAUGCGAGAACUGCGGACACUGA